AUGGAGAGGGAUAAUAGGAGAUGUAGUCCAACUACAUUUCUGGAGUUCAUGUUGUCUGGAAUCACCGACCGCUCUGAUCUGCAGCUCCCCCUCUUCAUCGUCUUCCUGCUGAUCUACUUACUGACUGUGAUGUGGAACCUCGGGAUCCUCUUCCUGAUCUGCAUGGACAGCCACCUCCACAGCCCCAUGUACUUCUUCCUCAGCCACCUGGCUUUUGUUGAUCUCUGUUAUUCCUCUGUCAUUGCCCCCAAGAUGCUGGCCAACUUCUUAGCAGCGAAGAAGACCAUUUCGUUCCAUGCCUGUGCAGCGCAGUUGGGCUGCUUCCUCACGUUCAUGAUCACCGAGUGCUUCCUCCUGGCCGGGAUGGCCUAUGACCGCUAUGUAGCCAUCUGCAGCCCCCUGCGUUAUCAGACGAUCAUGUCCCAAAGAGUCUGCAUCCAGCUGGUAGCUGUCCCGUACCUAUACAGCUUCUGUGUUGCCCUCUUCCACACAAUGCUGACAUUCCACUUGUCCUUCUGCUCUGCUAACGUGAUCAACCAUUUCUAUUGCGAUGACCUUCCCCUUUUAGCCCUUUCCUGUUCCGACACCAGCACCAAACAGAUACUGACCUAUGUUUUUGCUGGGUUUAAUAUGAUAUGCUCCCUUCUCAUUGUUCUCAUCUCCUACGUGUUUAUCUUCUUGGCCAUCCUGAGAAUCCGUUCUGCUCAGGGCCAGCACAAGGCGUUCUCCACCUGUGCAUCUCACUUGACAGCUGUCACCAUCUUCUACGGAACUCUGAUCUUUAUGUAUUUGCAGCCCAGUACGAACCACUCUCUAGUGACAGAUAAAAUAGCCUCUGUGUUCUACACGCUGGUGAUUCCGAUGCUGAAUCCCCUGAUCUACAGCCUGAGGAACAAAGAGGUGAAACAUGCUCUGAAGAGGACAAUGCAAAGAAUGGUGAUUGCUCCCUAA
Molecule: messenger RNA, 951 nt
Organism: Varanus komodoensis (Komodo dragon)
Lineage: Eukaryota; Metazoa; Chordata; Lepidosauria; Squamata; Varanidae
Product: olfactory receptor 1038
Exons: 2
Coding region: 1-951 (316 amino acids)
Biological process (GO): G protein-coupled receptor signaling pathway; sensory perception of smell
Cellular component (GO): membrane
Molecular function (GO): odorant binding; G protein-coupled receptor activity; olfactory receptor activity
Source: RefSeq, a predicted model, not a curated record